AUGGAGACACCUGGAAGCACCAAUGUGUCGUAUCAAUCAGUGCGAUGUGAAAACACACACAAAUGCACGCUCAGACACUCGUGCGCAUGUGUGUUUUCACAUCGCAAUGAUUUGAAAAUAUAAAAAUACACUGACUCAAAUAAACUCAGCAAAAAAAGAAACGUCCCUUUUUCAGGACCCUGUCUUUCAAAGAUAAUUCAUAAAAUUCCAAAUAACUUCACAGAUCUUCAUUGUAAAGGGUUUAAACAUUGUUUCCCAUGCUUGUUAAAUGAACCAUAAACAAUUAAUGAACAUGCACCUGUGGAACGGUCGUUAAGACACUAACAGCUUACAGAUGGUUGUCACGUUCGUUCAUGAACGGGUCAGACCAAGGCGCAGCGUGAUAUGCAUACAUGUUUAUUUGACUAUUAAACACAACGACAAAACAAGAAACGAAACGUGAAGUCCAAGGUACACAAACAACAUACCUAACACGGAACAAGAUCCCACAACCCACUAGUGCAAAUAGACUGCCUAAGUAUGGUCCCCAAUCAGAGACAACGAGCGACAGCUGCCUCUGAUUGGGAACCACACCGGCCAACAUAGAAAUACCCAUACUAGAACCUAUACAACAUAGACAAUGACAACAUAGAAAAUCACACCCUGACUCAACAAUUAAGAGUCCCCAGAGUCAGGGCGUUACAGUACCCCCCCCCCCCCCCCCCCAAAGGUGCGGACUCCGACCACACAACCUUUACUUAACAGGGUAGGGGCCGGGUGGGCAUUCCGCCUCGGAGGCGGAUCCGGCUCCGGGCAUGACCACCACCUAUUCUCCGCCUCCCUGUUGUGCCCCUGGUCUGGUCUGGACCUCGGCGCGCUGCUUCCCCUCUCCUUCCUCCCACUAUACUCCAAGCCCUGUCUGGACCCUGGUGUGGGAGACCCCGAACCUGGAGAGGGGCUGACGUCUGGGUCUGGACUGGAGCCGCUGACCGGAGCUGGACCGGGCACCGGUGGAGCGGACUACUCAGGCUCCGGACUGGAGCCGCUGACCGGAGCUGGACUGGGCACCGGUGGAGUGGACUGCUCUGGCUCCGGAGUGGAGCCGCUGACCGGAUCUGGACUGGACCCCGGUGGAGCGGACUGCUCUGGCUCCAGAGUGGAGACGCUUACCGGAGCUGGAUCAGGCACCGGUGGAGCGGACUGCUCUGGCUCCGGAGUGGAGCCGCUGACCGGAGCUGGACUGGACCCCGGUGGAGUGGACUACUCUGGCUCCGGAGUGGAGCCGCUGACCGGAGCUGGAUCAGGCACCGGUGGAGCGGACUGCUCUGGCUCCGGACUGGAGCUGCUGACUGGUGCGGGACCAGGCACCGGUGGAACGGGCACGGGUCGUGCCGGACUGGACACACUCACCACUGGUCUGGUGCGAGGAGCAGGCACGGGCCGAACCGGACUAGGAACAUGCACCACUGGCUUGGUGCGAGGAGCAGAAACAGGCCGGGCCGGGCUGGUGACGCGCACCACUAGCUUGGUGCGAGGGGCAGGAACAGACCGGACCGGGCUGGCGACGCGCACCACUGGCUUGGUGCGAGGGGCAGGAACUGGCCGGGCCGGGCUGGUGACGCGCACCACUAGCUUGGUGCGAGGGGCAGGAACAGACCGGACCGGGCUGGCGACGCGCACCACUGACUUGGUGCGAGGGGCAGGAACAGGCCGGGCUGGCGACGCGCACCACUGGCUUGGUGCGAGGGGCAGGAACAGGCCGGGCCGGACUGGCGACGCGCACCACUGACUUGGUGCGAGGGACAGGAACAGGCCGGGCAGGGCUGGCGACGCGCACCACUGGCUUGGUGCGAGGGGCAGGAACAGGCCGGGCCGGGCUUGCGUCGCGCACCACUGGCUUGGUGCGAGGGGCAGGAACAGGCCGGGCUGGUGACGCGCACCACUGGCUUGGUGCGAGGGACAGGAACAGGCCGGACCGGGAUGGCGACGCGCACCACUGGCUUGGUGCGAGGGGCAGGAACAGACCGGGCCGGGCUAGCGACGCGCACCACUGGCUUGGUGCGAGGGUCAGGAACAGGCCGGGCCGGGCUGGCGACGCGCACCACUGGCUUGGUGCGAGGGGCAGGAACAGGCCGGGCUUGUGAUGCGCACCACUGGCUUGGUGCGAGGGGCAGGAACAGGCCGGGCCGGGCUGGCGACGCACACCACUGGCUUGGUGCGAGGGGCAGGAACAGGCCGGGCCGGGCUUGCGACGCGCACCACUGGCUUGGUGCGAGGAGCAGGAACAGGCCGGGCCGGUUUGGCGACGCGCACCACUGGCUUGGUGCGAGGGACAGGAACAGGCCGGGCCGGGCUGGCGAUGCGCACCACUGCCUUGGUGCGAGGGACAGGAACAGGCCGGACCGGGCUGGCGACGCGCACCACUGGCUUGGUGCGAGGGGCAGGAACAGACCGGGCUGGGCUGGCGACGCGCACCACUGGCUUGGUGCGAGGAGCAGGUACAGGCCGGGCCGGACUGGCGACUAUUAACCCCCGCUCCUUCUGCUGCCUAACCAGCUCCUCUCGCCGUGCCUCUACACUUUCCUUCUCCCUUUUAGCCUCCUGUAGCGCCUCCCUCUGACCGAAACGCGUCGUCGUCGUCAUCCUCCGACUCCUCAGUAUAAUACUGUUCCCACUCCUCUUCCCAUGGUCGUGGGGACCCAAACUUGAAACCAACCGGGUGCAGUGGUCGGGGCUCUUCUCUCUCGCUCCCCGACCACCCCUUUAGCCCCCCCAAACGUUUUUAUUGGGGCUGCUUCUCGGGCUUCCUCCUCAGCCGGCUUCCGUGUUGCCGCUGCUCCUCUCCUGCCUGGGCUUCCUUCUUCGCCCAGGGUCCUUUUCCCGCAAAUAUCUCCUCCCUUGACCACCAUUUGCCCACCUGUGACAUGGCUAUUCACUCUUCCUGGGCACGCUGCUUGGUCCUCGUUUGGUGGGAUCUUUUGUCACGACCGUUCAUGAACGGGUCAGACCAAGGCGCAGCGUGAUAUGCAUACAUGUUUAUUUGACUAUUAAACACAAUGACAAAACAAGAAACGAAACGUGAAGUCCAAGGUACACAAACAACAUACCUAACACGGAACAAGAUCCCACAACCCACUAGUGCCAAUAGGCUGCCUAAGUAUGGUCCCCAAUCAGAGACAACGAGCGACAGCUGCCUCUGAUUGGGAACCACACCGGCCAACAUAGAAAUACCCAUACAAGAACCUAUAACAUAGAACAACACAACAUAGAAAAUCACACCCUGACUCAACAAGGGCGUGACAGUGGGGUAACAUCUCACAGCAAGAACUGGUAAAUCUGGUGCAGUCCAUGAGGCGGAGAUGCACUGCAGUACUUAAUGGAGCUGGUGGCCACACCAGAUACUGACUGUUACUUUUGAUUUUGACCCCCCCUUUGUUCAGGGACACAUUAUUCAAUUUCUGUUAGUCACAUGUCUGUGGAACUUGUUCAGUUUAUGUCUCAGUUGUUGAAUGUUGUUAUGUUCAUACAAAUAUUUACACAUGUUAAGUUUGCUGAAAAUAAACGCAGUUAACAGUGAGAGGAUGUUUCUUUUUUGCUGAGUUUACAUUCAAAUAGUAGGCUAUUUCAAAUCAAAUCAAAUCAAAUCCAAAUGUAUUUGCCACAUGCACCGAAUACAGCAGGUGUAGACAUUACAGUGAAAUGAUUACUUACAAGCCCUUAACCAACAAUGCAGUAAAAAAAAAAAAAAAAAAGGAAAAAGGAAAAGUGUUAAUUAAAGAAAAAUAUAAAAUAAAAGCAAAUAGCUAAAGAGCAGCAGUAAAAUAAAAAUAACAGUAGGGAGGCUAUAUACAGGGGGGUAUCGGUACAGAGUCAAUGUGCGGGGGCACCCACCGGCUAGUCGAGGUAAUUGAGGUUAUAUGUACAUGUGGGUAGAGUUAAAGGGAAAUAAUUUGAGAAUACUUUCAAAUACUUCCAACAGAAGUAGUUGAUUCCAGCCAAAUACUCAAAUACACAGAAAAUAACUAUUUCAUAACAAAUACUCAAAUACACAUGUAUUUUUAACCCAGGUCUGACACACACACACACACUAGUUUCCAGGGCAUAUCAGACCUGUGUGCAUAGAUAAUCACAGCCACGUGUGUUCCUCGGCCAAACACUGAUAGCGACAGCUGGCACUAGCUCUUCCCCCUUACCCAGCGGCCCACCCAGUCACACACUGCUCCUCACCCCCAAACUCACCGCUGCCAGCAGUUGACCACCCGUUGAGGGAGUAGAGAGACAGCACCGGAGAGCACAGAAUCAAAAUCCCAUUGGAGAAUAAUAGUUACCAUGGGUGCACGCAAUAGCGUUCCGCCAUUUGAGUGAACCACCGUUAAAACAAAGCACACAUGAGAGAAUCUCAAGAAAACCCUGACUGCUGAUUAAAAAGAACUGGGAGUUUAUUUAUCUCAUGGUUUGACAGGCAUAAAACCCUUUGAAGGAAGGAGAGACCCUCUAUGGGGGCAGCACAUCCCUCUCUAUGGGGGAACGCAUCGUGGCAUGCAUCACAGUGGGUUCACCAGAAGAUGAAUUGGCAGCUGUGUGAGAGUAGAGACUAGCUGCAGGCUACGCCAUGCCCGGGGGACUCUGUUCUAAUUGUGUUCAACAUUAAGGAGCAGUAUAGGCCUCCCAGGCCCUGUGCGUGUGCAGUCAAUCUUAGAGAAAAUAACACUGACACAUGGAGAUAAUAUCAAUUACAUCUACGGUGGAAAGUGACACAUUUAUUACAAUUGAUAUAGGAGUAUGUAGGAGUACAGUAGAUGACUGGUCACCCCUCUGAGCCUGGUUCCUCUCUAGUGGAGCUAUAGGAGUAUAGUAGAGGACUGGUCACCCCUCUGAGCCUGGUUCCUCUCUAGUGGAGCUAUAGGAGUAUAAUAGAGGACUGGUCACCCCCCUGAGCCUGGUUCCUCUCUAGUGGAGCUAUAGGAGUAUAAUGGAGGACUGGUCACCCCUCUGAGCCUGGUUCCUCUCUAGUGGAGCUAUAGGAGUAUAAUAGAGGACUGGUCACCCCUCUGAGCCUGGUUCCUCUCUAGUGGAGCUAUAGGAGUAUAAUGGAGGACUGGUCACCCCUCUGAGCCUGGUUCCUCUCUAGUGGAGCUAUAGGAGUAUAAUGGAGGACUGGUCACCCCUCUGAGCCUGGUUCCUCUCUAGUGGAGCUAUAGGAGUAUAGUAGAGGACUGGUCACCCCUCUGAGCCUGGUUCCUCUCUAGUGGAGCUAUAGGAGUAUAAUAGAGGACUGGUCACCCCUCUGAGCCUGGUUCCUCUCUAGUGGAGCUAUAGGAGUAUAAUAGAGGACUGGUCACCCCCCUGAGCCUGGUUCCUCUCUAGUGGAGCUAUAGGAGUAUAAUGGAGGACUGGUCACCCCUCUGAGCCUGGUUCCUCUCUAGUGGAGCUAUAGGAGUAUAAUGGAGGACUGGUCACCCCUCUGAGCCUGGUUCCUCUCUAGUGGAGCUAUAGGAGUAUAAUGGAGGACUGGUCACCCCCCUGAGCCUGGUUCCUCUCUAGUGGAGCUAUAGGAGUAUAAUAGAGGACUGGUCACCCCUCUGAGCCUGGUUCCUCUCUAGCUUUCUUACAAGGUUCCUUUUUUUAGGGAGUUUUUCCUAGUCACUGUGCUUCUUCUUCUGCAUUGCUUGUUCUUUCGGGUUUUCAGCUGGGUAUCUGUAAAGCACUUUGUUACAACUCCUGGUGUAAAAAGGGCCUUAUAAAAUAACAUUGAAUUUGAUUAAUUGAGUUGAGUUAGGAGGGGAGUAAUUGUGACUGUGAAGGAAAUACAUGGGAUAAUUAACCUUUAGGAGUUAAGUACCGGGUUAGAAUGAAUGGUCUUAUAGGCAAGCACUGUGGAUGGAUGGUCCUAGGCUAGGGUUGUGGAUGGAUGGAGUUGGCCUUUAGGGUUGAUAGAUCAGAUGGCAGAGACAAUAAUGUCUGAUAGGAUGUUGCAGCAAGUUACUAUACUAGUAAGGGGAGUGUGAUCCAAACUGGGUGGAGACUUUACUCUACUAUGAUUCUACUAUAACCCUAACCCUAUCAACAAUGGAAUCUGAAUUGAUAGCAUAAUAUCUGUAAAUUAGAUUUUUUAUCAUUACAUUUUCAUAGUGCUCAUAGUUUACAGGACCUAGUUUAUUUUCUGUGGUGGUUUUUGAAGUGGUAUGCAUUACUGAGCGUGACUGUAUUAUAUCAGUUUGGGAUAGUUUCCCAUGAGACACCAGCUAAUUGACAGAGUUGUAUCACAUCUAUCCCCGGGCCCCUCACUUAACAUGCAGGGUGCAUUUUGGGUAGGAGGAGCACUUCCUGUCCCCGUUACCCCUUCUCCUGACACCCCCCUGAUAUUACACAGUCUCUUUAAAUUCCACUUUUAAACAAUAGAAUAAUAUGAAUAUUCAGAAAGGGGGGGAGAGACCUAUUCCUGAGAAAUUAAGUUACCUGAAUGGUGUAAUGUGAUAGUGAUCUUUUACAGUGAAGCCCCUCAAAGAGCCUCAGAUCAUUGUGAUGGAACUGUAUAUGAGUCAUAUACAUGAGUACAUCUGGGGGUGUCUAUGAUUCUGUUAUCAUUAGACCCUUUUCUCUACUUAAAUAGCUUAAAAGACACUCCCAAUCUUUAAUGACGUUACAAGGCUCUACUCAAUCAUGACUGGAUGGGGACCACAUAUCUGGAAUACAUUUUUGAUGUUGAGAAAAUAUAAUUUUUUCCCAGCACAACAACAAUGCAUGUUUCAUUGAAAUGCAGUGGAUUUUCUUUUUGUUUCAGCCACUAUACAUCGUUUUGUUGACUAUCCAGAAAACCACAUGACCUAAUUUGAUUUGGACAGGGCCUUGGACACUCGAUCAUCCACUUAAGAGACAGAAGUGUGAAAUAGCACCUUUCUCUUUCCUCUCCAGGGAAGCUGUGGCGCAGGAGAACGGUGCUCCAGGUUCCCCAGGGUGAUGGGAGACCCUGCCCCCUUCAGAGGGAACAGUGGAAGCCUUGCCCCGUCAGACCCUGCUACCAAUGGAGAUACAGCCCCUGGUCAGAGUGCAAGUCUGAG
This is a messenger RNA of Coregonus sp. 'balchen', 7040 nucleotides long. The record is from the annotation of a GenBank genome assembly. NCBI's taxonomy places the organism in Eukaryota, Metazoa, Chordata, Actinopteri, Salmoniformes, Salmonidae.